CGUGCUGGGGGGACUCCACUCGGGGACAUGGAGGCCCAGAGGAACAGCCUGUGCGGGGGGCGCUGGCCGCUGCUGCUGCUGCUGCUGGGCCUGGCCAUGCCCUGGCCUCCGGCCGCCGCCCGGGCCCUGAGCUACCAGGAGGCAGUGGGCCUGGCUGUGCAGGGCUUCAACCAGCGCUCCCGGGAGGCCAGCCUCUACCGCCUCCUGCAGCAGGACCCGCAGCCCCAGGGCGACCUGAACCCAGACACCCCGAAGCCGGUGAGCUUCACCCUGAAGGAGACCGUGUGCCCCAGGACCACGCGGCAGCCCCCCGAGCAGUGUGACUUCAAGGAGAACGGGCUGGUGAAGGCGUGCGCGGGGACCGUCACCCUGGACCAGGACACCGGCUCCUAUGACGUUGUCUGCGAGGGGGUGAGCGGCCCCUUCUGAGACCUGGGGGCCGAGGGGUGU
Molecule: messenger RNA, 450 nt
Organism: Myotis davidii
Lineage: Eukaryota; Metazoa; Chordata; Mammalia; Chiroptera; Vespertilionidae
Gene: CAMP
Product: cathelicidin antimicrobial peptide
Exons: 3
Coding region: 28-429 (133 amino acids)
Biological process (GO): defense response to Gram-negative bacterium; innate immune response; defense response to Gram-positive bacterium
Cellular component (GO): extracellular region
Molecular function (GO): lipopolysaccharide binding
Source: RefSeq, a predicted model, not a curated record